AUGGAGCAACUAAGUCCGAGCAGUUCCAGCUCCCCAAACCGCAGCCAAGCCCAGAAGCGCCGCCCCAGAAAACCCUUGAACUGCGAUCCCUGCAGACACUCCAAGCUGAAAUGCGACCGGGGACUGCCGUGCGCUACAUGCCUCAAACGAGGCUGGCAAGACUCUUGCGCUUACGGGUCAAACUUUACUGGACCGCAGAAACGACGAAGAACGAGGCUUGAGGCUGUUGAGCCGGUGCCUCAGCAGCAGAUACAGCUUCAAUCUGUAGAGGUUACAGAGACAGUGUCGUCUCCGAGUUCGACGCCUGAGCCGAUACAGCAGCGAUGGGAUCAUAUUCUGCGUCGACCAUCUGUUGAGAGGAGUGUUAUACCAGACUCGCCGAAUCCAACUGUUACUUUGUCCUUUGGGCCUUGCGUUCCAAUCACCGAACUGCUUGCGCUUUUACCGCCGACUUCUGUGACGGAGUACUUGGUUUGCCGCUAUUUUGGAACACUCUCAUCGCUGUUUCAUAUUCUCCAUGGCCCGACGUUCCAGAAUCAGUACUUGGAAUUCCUCGAAGCUCCCGAGAAGACGAGCUUGUCAUGGCUUGCUGUUCUGUUCGCUAUCAUCUCGCUGACUCUAAAGACCAUUGAGCCGACUGAUGCUGGCCUGGUCGUGCUGUGGCAAGACACCACGAUCCCUCGAGAUUUAUCGGUACUGUCACAGAAAUACCGAAAUGCGGCAAUGACGGCCCUUUCGCAAGACCAAUUCCUGGUUCGUCAUGAUCUGAGCACGCUCGAGGCUCUUCUCAUCCUGGUUCAUAUGAUCUCGCAUAACGAAGGACCGGAGUAUGGCUGGGCACUUCUCGGCAGUGCUCUUAACAUCGCCAUUGCCCUACGCUGUCAUACGGAUAUUGAAGGACCUAAUUGUAUUGAACAAGAGCGCCGCCGACGUUGCUGGGCAGGUAUCCUGAUCAUCCAUACCUACCAAGCCCUCUGCUUCAGAGAUAUCGACCUCACGUUCCUGUUGAACAUGAAGGCGACAAUGCCGGCAUGGGUCAACGACAAAGAUAUCCAAGAACACAGUAUAAAACAGUCGCCCAAGGAUUCACCCUGCGAGUUCACCGAUACAUCACUCCUCAAAUUCCAAGUCCGAUUGUUCCAAUUGUCAACACAAAUCUGCUCACAUAUUUCUGGAGACGACAAAUUGAACACCACGAUUUUACACCAGUAUGACACAGCUGUAGCAAAAGAACAAUUGCAAUGGGAUGCGGCAUAUCUCGUCAACGGUCGCCGGAGUAUUCUUAACACAGCAGGCUAUGCGCAUUGGUGCAUGCUCCAAACCUACGCGCAUCAACUCUACCUCCUUCUUCAUCGACCUUUUCACAGCUCCAAGGCGAGCCACUUUCGCGCUGAGUCACGGGACAAGUGCAUAAAGUCAGGUCUUGCCUUGCUUGAUGUCCAUCACCAAUUCUACGAACUGCCGCGACUGAAGUGUUAUCGAUGGCUCGUCAAGGGCGCUAUUAGCUGUAAUGCACUUCACGGAGCUGUUGCGCUUACGUCAUGCAUGCUAGACAUGCCUGAUAACUCUGAUCUGACGGAGCAUAUAUCUACUAUUGAUGCUGCUAUAACGAGAAUGGAAGCCCUCAAGAUGAAGAGUCCGGCUUGUUCAAGUGUUUAUCGCGUUAUCCGUUGUCUACGAUCUUAUCUCUCGAAGCGAGAUCCUGCACCGACUUUCUUGCCUGAAGAUGUCGAGUUGAGGUUCGAGGACUGGGCUACCAAUGUCGACUGGUUCAGACCCGACGGGAUUGACUGGGAACUUUGGGGCUCGGCUUACAUCACUCCACAAACUGAUGAUGCUACGACUAUGAUGACUUGA
Fusarium fujikuroi IMI 58289 is the source of this 1857-nucleotide messenger RNA. RefSeq lists its product as uncharacterized. The coding region runs from base 1 to 1857 and encodes 618 amino acids. Gene Ontology annotation, biological process: regulation of DNA-templated transcription; DNA-templated transcription. The record is from RefSeq and is a predicted model, not a curated record. Lineage: Eukaryota; Fungi; Ascomycota; Sordariomycetes; Hypocreales; Nectriaceae. Gene Ontology annotation, molecular function: DNA-binding transcription factor activity, RNA polymerase II-specific; DNA binding; zinc ion binding. Gene Ontology annotation, cellular component: nucleus. The transcript is spliced from 3 exons.